UUGCAGAGCGCCAUGAAACACACACAGACGCACACACGCUCAGGUUCACAUGCGCAUGUGGUCUAUGAGCAAAGGUGUCUGUCAACGUGUUCGUGUUUCACUAACUGCGCUCUCUUGAUCUGAUGGUGGACUUUGGACCUGAAGGAAAGGAAAGGCUGGAGGAGAGAAGAGAAGAGAAUAGACAACUCUUUAACAAGAAGGACAUGAAGAAUGGGAUAGAAAAAGCAAUAGGCAAACCAACGCUUCCAGCUGAGGAGACUAAUUGAAUGGACAUGGGCAAAGAGCGACUGUCCCUGGGACUGUUGCUGCGUUUGGGUAUUUUGUUCACCGCUGUGUGUGUGUGCGUUCAUGUUUACCUGGAGACAGGUUGGCGCAGAACACCUGAGCCCCUGGGACACACGUCAGCUUUGGGACAUCCCAUCCAGUCCAAUCGGCACUUGGGCAAACAAAGCAGAAGCAGGCAGGUGUCUGCAGAGGCAGAGGCGCAGGACAGGAGCAUGAAAAGGAGAAUCUCCUAUGUUCGAAAACUAAAGAAGGAGAGUCCAGCGAAGAAGCGAGAGGAAGACAGAGAGGUCCCCUCGACUCCCUGCUGCCCACCUCCCAGCCACCACAGAAAGACUCCUCGGUGGCACAUAGACCUGGAGCCGUGGGCCAGUGGGACUCAUUCUCUGGAGGAAGAAGCCAAAAGGUUCCUCAGCUACAUCACAACGCCACAAGUGACGUGUUCAUCGCUGGCCCGUGAGGAAACUGCUCAAGAGGGGUCCAGAGGUGCCUGGGCCGUGUGCCUGGACCCCGAGUACAGCCUGACCCACAGGAUACGAAGCAAACACUGCAGGAUCUACUCUUUUGGGUUGGGGGUGGAUGACCGGUCACUGGAGCGUUCCCUCGCCAGGUCAGGAUGCGAGGUCCACUGCUUCGAUCCCAGCCUGAAGCAGCCUCACCUGCAGCAGGAUGAAAUGUGGCUCCAUCGGCUCUCCGUAGACUGGAGGGAUCCCAACCCUGCCGUCGUCGCCCAGCAUCAGCACGCCAGCACGAAGAAACUGGCCACCAUCCUUAAUGACUUUGGACACAGACAGGUGGAUGUACUUAAGGCAGAUAUGGAGAGCGCAGAGUGGAAGAUUUUGGAGAAUCUGGUUCUGGAAGGAGUUCUUCACUCCGUGGGUCAGAUGCUGCUGGAGGUUCACCUGCACUGGGCUGGUUUCGAGGUGGGCGGCGACGACCCGUCCGUAGUGCGGUACUGGUUCAGCCUGCUCAAAGAGCUGGAACGGGCCAACUUCCGCCUCUUCCACGUCCACAGUGACCCAACCAAACCGCACCUCUUCCUGCAUAAGAACAUCCUCAACGCGAGCAGUGCUUACACCCUGAGCUGGGUGAACACACAGUGGAAGCCCUGAGGGAUGCCAUACUGACAGAAAUCCCAAAAACUUGGCUGGAACGGCCGCGGAACUGAUAUACAAGUUUGUGUGACAUGCAAUUCUCAAUGUGAGCACCCAUUCUUGUUAGAGCAUGCCUGUUCUCCAGACUGUUCUUAUCUGACUUGACCUUUUUGUAAAGCUAAAAUCCUUGCUCCCACUUAUCCUCCUGCUCUCCGUCUCCUGGCCUGUAUUGACCUCAGUCGUCUAGAGGGGCAGAGUAAUUGCCUCCAGAAAGGCUCUGUGUUCUACCUCAUAGUGGCUCAUGUUGUUGGCUGCAAGUCAGCCUCUGAGUCACACUCGCACAUAUCAUUGUGGUACUAUCUGGACUCAGCCCACAGCCAGGCCGUCCUCCCUGAUAUUAGUCAACCUUUCCGAAUCGCGCAAGUCUAUACAGACCCAGAAACAGCAGCCCGCACAGCAGUACAUGAAUUAAUACAUGAAGCCAAAUGCAGAAAAUAGAUGGGAUCUGCUCUGGAGGGGGGAGAAGAUAACUGCCUGGGCGGAUGGACACUUCCCUGCAGAUGAAACCUGUACGAGUGUCUGGGACAUAAAAUGUGGCACUAAUUUGAAUAACAGCACAAAUACACUGUCAAGACUUGUACACAGUGAUCGUGUUGGAUAUUUGAAUGAGGAUGUCCGACCAAGAACGGGGGGGGGGGGGGGGGGCUGAAAUGAAAAGGUAAACUCCAACUACUUUCUUUUUUUUACUCCUCAACCUGUGCUGCACCAGAAAACCAUCAACACAAAAAAAAAGAUCCAACUCAAGUAACUUGCCAAAUAUUUUGUUGCAAUUCAAUAAAGCAAUAAACAAA
This is a messenger RNA of Scophthalmus maximus (turbot), 2227 nucleotides long. RefSeq names its product methyltransferase like 24 (gene mettl24). Bases 267 to 1394 code for a protein of 375 amino acids. The record is from RefSeq and is a predicted model, not a curated record. The transcript has 5 exons. Lineage: Eukaryota; Metazoa; Chordata; Actinopteri; Pleuronectiformes; Scophthalmidae.